CCUGAUUCACGUUGUGUGACAAAUCCAAGGAGGAGAAUCUGGUGAAAUAGUACUCGUAUUAACAAACGUACUCUAGCUAGUUGAGUGCAAACUAACUCGUUGAAUUAAAAAGAUUAUUAUUUUUCGUUGGCAACUCAUAUAGAGUAAAUAAUUGUAAGCAUUUCAGCUUAUAAUGGCUGCUGUUGACAGCUUCCAGCUUUUGUAUAGAGAAAUUGCCAGAUCGUGCAGUUGUUAUGUGGAAACGCUGGCGCUCGUGGGUGCGUGUUACACAGCCAGCAAGGCUGUGAUAUUUAUGAGGGACUGCUAUAGUCUGAUAAGGCUUCACUUUAUUCCUCGUCUUGUCUCCCAUAGAGAUCUUAGUCAGCAGUAUGGACAAUGGGCUCUUAUAUGUGGUGCUUCAGAGGCAAUAGCAAAGGCAUAUGCAGAGGAACUGGCCAGGCAUGGCAUCUGUGUGAUUCUGAUCAGCAGUGACACCAGUAACUUAGCUGACACUGCCAAAGCCAUUUCAGACACAUACGGGGUAGAGGCCAUUUUAAUUGAAGCUGAUUUCAGUCAGGGCCACUCAGCCUGCAAACCUAUCAAAGAUGCCAUUAGCGGUAAAGAUAUUGGAGUUAUUGUUAACAGUCUGGAUGGAUCUCUGGACCUCUCUCAAGGAUUUAUGGACAUAUCUGAGUCUAUGUUGUGGGACACUAUCAAUAGAAAUAUAGUAGCUGCCACUCUUGUCACCCGUAUGGCACUGCCCAAUAUGGUGGAAAGGGGAAAAGGAGCAGUGGUCAACAUUUCUGAUGGGCGCUGCUUGUGUCCGACUUCCAGAAAGGCUGCUCUUUCUGCAUCUACGGCUUUUCUUGAUAACUUCAGUCGCUCUCUGCACUAUGAAUAUGGCCAUCGAGGAGUCUUUGUGCAGAGUUUGCUGCCUUUUAGAGUCUCAUCUCAAGCAUCUGAGGGUUACAGUCCUGUUGGCUGGCUGGAGCCGAGCCCACAAGUGUAUGCCAGCCAUGCUCUUUCAACUCUAGGCAUCUCUCACCGAACCACGGGAUACUGGCCUCACGCCAUACAGUUUCGACUGGUGCAGUGCAUGCCAGAGUGGGUAUGGAUGCUGGGAUCACGCAUAUUCACGAGGGCCACCUAACAGGGAUGUUUCCCCUCCAUGUGAAAGACCAAGUUGAUUUUGCAAAGUUGAUUUUGACCAGACUCAGAAUAACAUGAGUGAUGAAAGGGUUGAAACUGAAAAUCAACUACUCACCCAGUCCCUUUACCGCCUUAUACUGAGUUCUGAGUGAAAUGCCUCAUUUUUUUCAGUAUAUUUGUUUGCACAAAUAUAAAAAAGUUGCUCGAGAGGUUGGAACGUGAUAACAAAUCUAUAAUGUUUAUUUACUACUGUUUUUUUCUUUUUCUUUAAUCCAUUCUUUAUUUAUUUGCAAAGGUCAGAUUCAUAUAUUAAAAAAAGAAGUUUUAAAUUAAAUAUUUAUUUUAGAUUCCAAGUGUUUUUGAGUGUACUGGCUAUACUCAAUACAGUAGAUAUUGAGUAUAUAUUACUACAGUGUAUCUAAUUUCUUUGUUGCAACUAUGAAAUUAUCAAUAAAAAGCUCAAA
Molecule: messenger RNA, 1592 nt
Organism: Carassius gibelio (silver crucian carp)
Lineage: Eukaryota; Metazoa; Chordata; Actinopteri; Cypriniformes; Cyprinidae
Gene: hsdl1
Product: hydroxysteroid dehydrogenase like 1
Exons: 4
Coding region: 173-1129 (318 amino acids)
Cellular component (GO): mitochondrion
Source: RefSeq, a predicted model, not a curated record